Molecule: messenger RNA, 1518 nt
Organism: Penicillium maclennaniae
Lineage: Eukaryota; Fungi; Ascomycota; Eurotiomycetes; Eurotiales; Aspergillaceae
Product: coatomer subunit delta
Exons: 4
Coding region: 1-1518 (505 amino acids)
Biological process (GO): Golgi localization; endoplasmic reticulum to Golgi vesicle-mediated transport; retrograde vesicle-mediated transport, Golgi to endoplasmic reticulum
Cellular component (GO): COPI vesicle coat; cytosol
Source: RefSeq, a predicted model, not a curated record
AUGGUCGUCCUCGCAGCGUCGAUAUGCACUCGCGGAGGCAAAGCGGUCCUCUCGCGCCAAUUUCACGAAAUCGCCCGGUCGCGCAUUGAGGCUCUGCUCGCCUCGUUCCCUAAACUUGCAGAUUCUGGAACUCAACACACCACUGUCGAGCAAGACAACGUCCGCUUCGUGUACCAGCCAUUGGACGAACUGUACAUUGUUUUGAUCACCAACCGCCAGUCCAACAUUCUCCAAGAUAUCGACAGCUUGCACCUGUUUGCUCAGGUGACCACCAGCAUCUGCAAAAGCCUGGACGAGCGGGAGAUUACUCGCAAUGCCUUCGAGCUGCUGAGCGCAUUUGACGAGUUGGUAACGUUGGGAUACCGGGAGAACCUGUCUCUGUCUCAGAUCAAGACUUUCCUGGAGAUGGAAAGUCACGAGGAGAGAAUCCAGGAGAUCAUUGAGCGGCGCAAGAGGAAGGCGAAGCAACUGGAAAUGCAGCGCAAGGAAGCUGCUCGAACCGGCCGCGUUGCUGCUCCUCGCACACCAUCCUACCCCGUCUACACACCCCCGGCACGCCCCUCGAUACCCGAUACCUACGAUUCAUACGAAGCGGAGAAGAAGAAGACGUUCGCCAAGCCCAUUCCUACUCGCGGCAAGGGCAUGCAACUGGGCAAGAAGUCGAAGGCAACCGAUAUCUACGAGAAGGUCCGGGGCGACUUGGGCCCUGAGCUUGAGGAAUCCAGCCCGCUGGUUACAGAGACUUCGACCCCAGUGCAAGAAAUUGCCUCUGCCCGGCAAUCCCUGACCUCAGACCGUGACCCGGUCCAGGUAACGAUCGCCGAAACCAUCUCCGCCACACUCACUCGCGAGGGGGCCUUGAAAUCGUUCGAAGUUAAGGGGGACCUUCAACUUCGCAUCACCGACCCUGCCUUUACCAAGCUACGCCUUGACCUCCAAGCCGUUCCUACCCACGGUGCCCAGUUCCGUACUCACCCCAAUGUCGACAAAGCUCUUUUCACUAGCACCUCGGCCAUCCAGCUUAAGGAUACCUCCAAGCGCUUCCCGGCUAAUAACGCCAUUGGUGUCCUGAGGUGGCGUGUUGCCAGCUCGGCUGACAAUGCCGACAUUCUCCCCAUUACUUUCACCGUCUGGGUGAACAAGGGCUCCGACUCGACGACUGUCACAGUGGAGUACGAGCUCACCGGUUCAGACAGCCUGCGCGAUGUCGUUGUCACCAUUCCUUAUGGCUCAGAAGAACCUGCGGUAUCCAGCUUUGAUGCUGUGUACGAGGUGUCUGGCGAUAGCAUUGACUGGAACCUGGGCGCCGUGGAUGAGUCAAACCCCUCUGGCAGCUUCGAGUUUGAGUCAACCGACGGCGAUGAGGACCAGUUCUUCCCGAUGAAUGUGCGAUUCACCAAGACGCAACCUUUCGUUGAUGUCGAUGUUCUGAGUGCCUCGCUACUGGAGAUGGACGGUGAAGGCACCUCUUUCUCCAAGGACGUUCGCAGCGUUGCCGAGAACUACCUCAUCGAGUAG